UCCCCUUCCUUCCGUCCGCUUGUGCAUCCCCUCCUCGGCUCCUCGUGCGUUGUCUUGUCUGUCUCUCUCGCCCCCCUCUCGCUCUCAGACGACUGGUCGGCCGCCGCCACCGCCGCCGCCGCCCUAAGCUAGGCGCUGAGGCUUUCGUUGGUCUCUUCGCCGGCGAAGAGCACCCACCAGGACAGGCAUCAGGCUAUUGGAAUAUGGACCAACAAGGCAUGGAUGACCAUGAAGGGGUCCACGUUGUUGGAUUUGAAGUCCCACCUUCACCUGAUUCUAGCUACAACAACCCUAUUCCUGGAAAUGAAGAUGAAGGCCGGGAGCCCCCACUGGUGCCACCUCAUCUUCAGCAUACGCUGCUGAGCUUCCCACCAAGCCAAGACGAAUCGAGCCCGCUGCCUCAACCUCAGACCGUGGUUCUGAACCACCUUUACAUCGAGAAAGAGAACACAAGAUCCGUGGUUGCUCUGGGGAUCACGCACCGGUUCAAGGCCAAGUUUGUGACAGUCGUGCUUUACAAGCCAGUGCUGAGGCGGUAGGGUGUGGCUAUAUGUCCUGUGAGGUCCUGCUUUCUUGUGCAGGAUCUGUAAUGGUAAUGAUAAUUAAACACCCUUGGGGGUUGCUACCCACCGAUGAACAAAUAGAGUCCCACCCCUCUCCUGUUGUUGCGCAGAUUCUGCAGAAACAGAAGAAUUUAAGCCCCCUGUUGUAGUAGUGCAGCAGAAAACAGGCGAGGAGCCUAGGCCGUCAUUUUCGAAUGAUUAUUAGUCUUGUACCUAAUUUGGUUGUUGGUGGUGGCAGUGAUGGUUCGGUUGAAUGAGUAGUUGUGUUUAACUCUCAAGUGCUGUUGUGUCGCUGGCAAAGUAGUGAGAACGUGUUUUGUAUCUGUGACUGAAACCGUGGUUUUUUUUUCUUUUUUUCCCUUUCCCUUUUGUUUUCAUUUUUUUGGUUGUUAUGGUUUCAGUGUGGCGUAUCCAUGGUUAAGUGGGCACGAUGAGCAAAUAAAUAUCGAGAGAAAAUAUAUUGCA
Sorghum bicolor (sorghum) is the source of this 1028-nucleotide messenger RNA. RefSeq names its product SNF1-related protein kinase regulatory subunit beta-3. The record is from RefSeq and is a predicted model, not a curated record. Gene Ontology annotation, molecular function: protein binding. The transcript is spliced from 3 exons. The coding region runs from base 204 to 539 and encodes 111 amino acids. Lineage: Eukaryota; Viridiplantae; Streptophyta; Magnoliopsida; Poales; Poaceae.